ACCGAAUUUGAGACAGAACUGAAAUCUGCUGGUGAGAAGCUUAUAGUAGUUGAUUUUUCUGCCACAUGGUGUGGACCAUGCAAAAUGAUCAAGCCCUUCUUCCACAGUUUGUCUGAGAAGUAUGGUAAUGUGGUGUUCAUUGAAAUUGAUGUGGAUGAUGCCCAGGAUGUUGCUUCCCACUGCGAUGUGAAGUGCAUGCCAACGUUCCAGUUCUACAAGAAUGGAAAGAAGGUGCAGGAGUUCUCUGGGGCCAAUAAAGAGAAGCUGGAAGAGACCAUUAAAAGUUUAGUCUAAUCUCCAGCCAUGGAGACAUUGAAGCAUGAGUGCUUCGGCUAAAUUAUAGCCCAAAACUUUUCUACUUUAAAAAAAAAAAAAAAUAGCUAAAUAAGCUAGCUAGGUGAAGUGGUGGAAACUAUAAUCUUGAUCUAUGUAAAUGAGUACAAUAAAGUGUAAAUUCUUCACUUUU
This is a messenger RNA of Acanthisitta chloris (rifleman), 466 nucleotides long. It is a transcript of the gene TXN, whose product is annotated as thioredoxin. The record is from RefSeq and is a predicted model, not a curated record. NCBI's taxonomy places the organism in Eukaryota, Metazoa, Chordata, Aves, Passeriformes, Acanthisittidae. The annotation marks the transcript as partial. The transcript has 4 exons. Gene Ontology annotation, molecular function: protein-disulfide reductase activity.